GCGCUGGCCUCGGUGCUGAAACAGAGCUCUCAGAGGAGGGAGGGAGGAGGGGCCGGGCAAAGGGGGCGGAGCUCUCUGGACCUCUGAGCUGGAAAUCAGAGAGGGGCAGGGCGGCGCCCGCCGGCCUGAGACCCUGAAGGACUAGAGAGGAGACAAGAGACCAGAGACAGCCCCGGCUAGGCAGAUGCAUUCACCUGGACAAGCUUUCCCCGAAGAAACCAAAGUCGUCGUCCUUGUCCUGUUAAUUCUCUUUCUUCUUCCUUGGAGAGGCCCUCACCUUGUGACCUGACUGCAGCCUCCUUCCCAAACCAGGCUGGCGAGUGACCUGCUUCUGGGCUUCAAUCCGCACAGACACCAACUUCCAGCCCAUAGGGCCCCGGCCCAGGCCCCUCGCCCUCACUAUGGUGAAGUUGCUCCCUGCCCAGGAAGCAGCCAAGAUCUACCAUACCAACUAUGUGCGGAACUCGCGGGCGGUUGGCGUGAUGUGGGGCACGCUCACCAUCUGCUUCUCGGUGCUGGUCAUGGCCCUUUUCAUCCAGCCAUAUUGGAUCGGUGACAGCGUCAACACACCGCAGGCAGGCUACUUCGGCCUUUUCUCCUACUGUGUGGGUAACGUGCUGUCCUCAGAGCUCAUCUGCAAGGGUGGCCCACUGGACUUCUCCUCCAUACCCUCUAGAGCCUUCAAGACUGCCAUGUUCUUUGUGGCCUUGGCCAUGUUCCUCAUCAUUGGCUCCAUCAUCUGCUUCAGCCUGUUCUUCGUCUGCAACACGGCCACAGUCUACAAGAUCUGCGCAUGGAUGCAGCUGGCUGCGGCUACAGGCCUGAUGAUUGGCUGCCUGGUCUACCCAGACGGUUGGGACUCAAGUGAGGUACGGCGCAUGUGUGGGGAGCAGACGGGCAAGUACACACUGGGCCACUGCACCAUCCGCUGGGCCUUCAUGCUAGCCAUCCUCAGCAUCGGAGAUGCCCUCAUUCUCUCCUUCCUGGCCUUCGUGCUGGGCUACCGGCAGGACAAGCUGCUCCCUGAUGACUAUAAGGCCGAUGGACAAGAUGAAGAAUUUGAAUCCCCGAACGGAGACCAUCUAGAGGUGCACAGAAAAGUGGUAGCAAAGAGGAGCCCAGAUCAAGUCUCUGGCCGAGCCCACCGCCCCCUUCUCCAGAGGGAAGUAAUUGGAAACAGCUCACCCUUGUUUGGAGGUGGAAGAAGAAAAACUCACAAACCUAAGUUAUGUGGUUAA
Pteropus alecto (black flying fox) is the source of this 1238-nucleotide messenger RNA. RefSeq names its product LHFPL tetraspan subfamily member 5 (gene LHFPL5). Gene Ontology annotation, biological process: sensory perception of sound; detection of mechanical stimulus involved in sensory perception. Gene Ontology annotation, cellular component: plasma membrane. NCBI's taxonomy places the organism in Eukaryota, Metazoa, Chordata, Mammalia, Chiroptera, Pteropodidae. The record is from RefSeq and is a predicted model, not a curated record. Bases 402 to 1238 code for a protein of 278 amino acids. The transcript is spliced from 3 exons.